Aethina tumida (small hive beetle) is the source of this 1249-nucleotide messenger RNA. RefSeq lists its product as uncharacterized. NCBI's taxonomy places the organism in Eukaryota, Metazoa, Arthropoda, Insecta, Coleoptera, Nitidulidae. The transcript has 9 exons. Bases 29 to 1249 code for a protein of 406 amino acids. The record is from RefSeq and is a predicted model, not a curated record.
CUAAUAACUUUAAGAACACCAAUCCAUAAUGCAGAAGAAAAUCGCUGACGAAGAUUUCCGUGCCAGGAUAAAUUCGCUGAGUAUUUUGGGCUCCACGUUGUCGUUGCGUUUGCCCGCCGUAAUAGAACGUAAAUACCUGGAGCACAACGACGUACGCAUCUAUCCAGCAGCCGUAGUGAUGGAGAACGCCUUCGAAAUGAAGCAGUUCAGUGAAAAGAUCGUGAUAAAGAAUUGCGGAAGAACCAUGGCCAACGUACGCAUAUUGUCGCCCAAUUCUAACUACUUCGCCUUGCACACCAUACCCAAUGGCAUAAGCAUUGCUCCGGGCGUAGAAAUUGUGAGGUACAUAAAGCACGAGUACCGUGCCCAAACGUCUCUUCAACAGGUCACCUUUCCCAUCCUCAUAAACGACUUCGAGAUAAGCUACAAUAUUAUUGUCUCGGUUCCUCAAGUUGUUGUGAGUUUGGACACGGAUCGUUUGGAUUACGGCAAGCUGGACGUCGGAGACUCCGACAGAAAAACCGUAACACUCACUAACACGGGGCACAAAUCGGGCCAGUACCACGUAGACAUUGUGCACAGCUUGGAACUGCAAAUAAUGGUCUGCCCCAAGAAAGGAAUAGUGCCAGCUUUGAAAAGCGUAACCAUAGACAUAGAGGUAAUUGCAAUGAGACCUGGAAAGUAUCUAAGGGAGGUUUGGAUUAAAACUGAGCCUUUACAAAGGGUUCUUAUUAGCCUUGAAAUUAUAGCACCGGAACUGCUACCAAUGCAUCCCCAGACUGAUUAUCACAUAACCAUUAUAGACUUUCCUAGAAUUUAUUUUGGAAGCAGUUGCACCAAAAGUUUGGUGAUUAAUAACCACAGUGCUUUGCCCACUAUGUUUUAUGUCAUGGCUGAAGUUGAAGGACAACUCAUGGAGGUUGAAAAAGCUGCAGAAGAGGAUGCAAAUUACGUUUUGUUUACUAUUUCAUGUGUGGAGGGGAGGAUUGCUCCACAUGGUGCCAUAAUAAUAGAAAUAAAGUUUUCUCCACGUAAAAGUCUUGUAGCCAGGAAUAAAACGCCAAUCGGCUUAAUUCGCAUCAUCAAAAUACCUUUUAGAGAUAUUACAGCCAAAGAUAACCGUAACUUCAGCAAAUUAACAGUUCAAACAAAAUUUUUCAUUGCAUCAUUUCCAGAAUAUAUUUCAGCUAUUCCAGAAGAUGAUACUACGCCAUCAGCAAAAACAGAACCCUGGAUGCUUCAGAAAUGA